This is a messenger RNA of Trypanosoma cruzi, 1347 nucleotides long. RefSeq names its product nucleoside transporter-like, putative. The transcript has a single exon. NCBI's taxonomy places the organism in Eukaryota, Euglenozoa, Kinetoplastea, Trypanosomatida, Trypanosomatidae. The record is from RefSeq and is a predicted model, not a curated record. Gene Ontology annotation, biological process: nucleoside transmembrane transport. Gene Ontology annotation, cellular component: plasma membrane. Bases 1 to 1347 code for a protein of 448 amino acids. Gene Ontology annotation, molecular function: nucleoside transmembrane transporter activity.
AUGCCUUUUUUCAGUUCCUAUGGAGAGACUUGGCUCUUUCUUACAAGCAUCGUUAUGGGCAUCACCAUGGUGAUGGGUGUGAGUGCGGUGACAUCAGCUCCCAGUUACAUGACCAAAUAUUACAAGUAUAUUUUGAAAGAUGACGGGGCCGUGCCUUCAAAUAAAAAGUUUUGGGACACAGUUCUUACAUUUUAUGUGGUUGUCACCAUGGUAACGCAGACCUUGUUUGAGCCAAUGAACCUAACGACGUUCUGCCGCCGCUUUUCUCUUAAUUUUCGGCUGCAGGCUUCCUGUGUGCUUAUGCUUGUGGAAUUGCUGGUGUUGUUGUUAAUUCCCUUCUCUUCUAAUGCAUCGGAAAAGGGCGCAAUGGCUGCUUUGAUGGUAAUGGCUUUUGUGGGCGGUGUCGGACGAGCGUUUUAUGAGAAUACUGGAUACGCACUAUUUGGCACUUGCCCGCCCACUACUAUUUCUGCUUUUGUUAUUGGUGCUGCUGUUUCUGGUGCCCUGACGUCUGCUUUGCAGAUUAUUAUUAAGGCUUCCAUGUCAGAUGACUUUGAAUCUGUCAAAAAACAGGCGUACAUUUACUUCAGCACGGCAAUUGGGAUUAUUAUUGUGACAAUGAUUAUGUUAUGGUCACUGUCGAAAAAUUCCUUUGCUCGGGAACGCAUUUUGGAGUUACGUUCAAAGCGCACUUUUGUUGCUAAUAUUUAUCGGAACCACACACCAGACAUUAGAUCAAACGUUGUUCCUGGAGAUUUGACCAACGCGAAUGAAGAGAAGGAAGAAGAAUUUGGAAACGACGUUACUUCCUCUUCUGGAGAAGACCCCUACGAAACUGGGUGGCUUUUGAGUGUAAGACUCUGGCCAAUCAUCAAGAAGAUUUAUCCCGUGCAGUUUUCAUGUUUUUUCACGUAUUUUAUGACAUUCCUUCUCUUUCCUGGUGUAAUGCUGGCCGUGGACGUAAAUGAUUCUUGGUACGGGACUAUUGUUGUGGCAGUUUUCAGCCUCGGUGAUCUUGUGGGACGAUUAAUGUGCCUAAGUCGAAGGUUGUGGCUUUCUCGGAGGUGGGUGGUUAUAUCCACAUUUUUGCGAAUACUCCUUGUUCCUUUGAUGGUUCUGUGUGCAAAAGGAUACAUUCGCAAUCAUGGCGCAGCUUAUGUAAUAGCUACCGUGACGGGACUAACCAACGGAUAUUUGGCCACAAUUUCUGUUUCAUAUGGACCGGAGACGGAAGGCCUUCAAACUGAUGGCGAGAAGGCCUUGGCUGGUCAAGCCAUUGGCGUCUGCCUACUUUUUGGUGUUUCUACGGGAUCGCUGUUACAGUUGGCUAUUGUGCUUGCCAUAUAG